This is a messenger RNA of Oncorhynchus tshawytscha (Chinook salmon), 2548 nucleotides long. RefSeq names its product pantothenate kinase 2 (gene pank2). Gene Ontology annotation, biological process: coenzyme A biosynthetic process. Lineage: Eukaryota; Metazoa; Chordata; Actinopteri; Salmoniformes; Salmonidae. Gene Ontology annotation, molecular function: ATP binding; pantothenate kinase activity. Gene Ontology annotation, cellular component: nucleus; cytosol. The record is from RefSeq and is a predicted model, not a curated record.
UAGAUCCCUUUGACCGACUGGAACAUGUUGUUGAAGGGACGUUUAGGUUAGAAGGAAUUGGCUCAGAGCUCCUGUCACUCUUCAGCAUCAUCUUGUUGUGAAAACGAAAUGACAUCAAAAAAACUAACUCAAUUAUAGCUAAAAACAGAUCCAUUUUCAUUUAGCUAUCUUGUCAGCUUGAGAUAUUAUCUCAGUCGGAACGCAGAAUUGAAUACUAAUUGUAUAUCAAGACGUCAUUCUUCAAUUGUAUUCAAUGGAAAAACGGAAUGGCCACCACGGCGAGAAUGAACCGGAGACCGGGGAAAACGAAGAAACGGCGCCUGCUCCACCGAAACAGUCGUGUUCAAGGAGUGACGAGUCGAAUAUUUUUAUAUUAGACGGUAACAACACGGAGACGACCACGACCGGGGGUUGUGCCACUACCGACGAACGACGCACAUCCACAUCCAACUAUUCGUCGAGGCAAAAGAUUGACUCCCUGGGAAAAAUCAGGCCACCCUUCCCAUGGUUUGGGAUGGACAUCGGUGGCACCCUGGUGAAGCUGGUCUACUUUGAGCCCAAAGAUAUCACAGCCGAGGAGGAGCAGGAGGAGGUAGAGAACCUAAAGAGCAUCCGGCGCUACCUGACCUCCAACAUAGCCUACGGUAAGACGGGGAUCAGAGAUGUUCACCUGGAGAUGAAGGACCUGACGAUAUGCGGACGCACAGGGAACCUCCACUUCAUCCGCUUCCCCACCCAGGAUCUGCCGGCCUUCCUACAGAUGGCACGCAACAAACACUUCUCCAGCCUCCACACCACCCUCUGUGCCACCGGAGGGGGUGCCUACAAGUUUGAGUUCGACUUCCGCCAGAUGGCUGAUCUCCAGCUGCUGAAGCUAGAUGAGCUGGACUGUCUGAUACGAGGUGUUCUCUACAUAGACUCAGUGGUGUCCAAUCCUUCAGAGUGUUACUACUAUGAGAACCCUACAGACCCUGAACACUGUGUCCAGAAACCCUUCACUCUGGAGAACCCUUACCCUCUACUGCUGGUCAACAUCGGCUCUGGCGUCAGCAUUCUGGCCGUCUACUCCAAGAACAACUACAAACGAGUAACUGGGACCAGUCUGGGUGGAGGGACAUUCCUGGGGCUGUGCUGUUUACUGACUGGCUGCUCCAGCUUUGAGGAGGCUCUGGAGAUGGCGUCGCAGGGGGAGAGCACGCACGUGGAUAAGCUAGUACGGGACAUCUACGGAGGGGACUACGAGCGCUUCGGCCCCGGCUGGGCUGUGGCCUCCAGUUUUGGGAACAUGGUGUGUAAAGAGAAGCGGGAGUCCAUCUCUAAAGAGGAUCUAGCCAGAGCCACCCUGGUCUCCAUCACCAACAACAUCGGCUCCAUCACCAGGAUGGUUGCGCUCAACGAGAACAUUGAGAGGGUGGUGUUCGUAGGGAACUUCCUGAGGGUGAACACCCUGUCCAUGAAGCUGCUGGCCUACGCCAUGGACUACUGGUCUAAAGGCCAGCUGAAAGCCCUGUUCCUCAGACACGAGGGCUACUUCGGAUCAGUCGGGGCUUUGCUGGAACUCCUGGAUCCAUCCUGAUUGCUACGGUGGCCCUGAAGGUCAAACUAGCACUUAAGACCCAAGGACUGCUCUGACCCAAAGCCAGACUCACACUUAGACUGUUAAACCAAAGACCGUCCAUCCAGCAGGACCUUUACACUUUUAUCCUCCACACACUAUUGGUGUGGUGUGCUUGCCUGUACAAGUAGCCAGGUAGGUAGCCUGUACAAGUAGCCAGGUAGGUAGGCUGUAUAGUAGACAAGUAGGUAGGCUGUAUAGUAGACAAGUAGCCUGGUCCGUCUGCAUACGUUUGACAGGAAUAUGAAUCCCACCAGGAACGACCACCACUGUUGCCUUAACUGCUGGAUAAUCACAUGUCUGUUUGACAUGUUUAAUAUAAUUGCUUGAUUGCUCUGUCGCCAUCAGCAGCCGAUGGCUCAGCUCUAGAUGUUGACCUCCAUAGAAGGCUCCAUGGCUGGGGCCCAAUGGGCAUUCUACUGGCACUCGCGUCAGGGUUCAUUCCCAGCCAAUACAGGAAGUACAUUGACGUUCCGAUUCUCUUCAAUGCUUUUCAUUUAGGAAAAUGUGGAAUUUGGUUUACUUUCUGAAUUGACAGGAAUUGUAAUGGAAUUGAUCUCAACCCUGAUUUACUGGUACGUUUAAAUUGAUUUUUUACUAUGGUUUACUGUGACAUUUUUCAGCUCCGCUGCAAAGUAAUUGCUACAUGUUGAUGGAAGAGGUUUUGAUUGAUAUCUGAUAAUGGCAAAUGGAAUAUUUGUGGGUCUGUUUUGGACAUUAAUGUUAAGUUUUUCACCUGAAUGAACUGUUACCAACGAAUCUGACUCUUAUUCAACUUUACAUGAUAGUUAAACAUUUAGUCUUUAUUCUGUCUUGAGACAAUCUCUCCUCUCUCUCUCCUCUAUCUGUGUCUCUCUCUGUCUCCCUCUGUCUCUCUCUCUCCGUCUGUCUCUGUCUCGCUCUGUCUCGCUCUCUCUCUCUCGCUCUGUCUCU